CCCUGAAACUACACCCUUUAUUAAUACUGAAGAGCUCAUUUACAGAAACGCUCCACCGUCCUAAAUCAUAACCGUCAAUCAAAAUAUGGGGUCCGCUAAAACUGACAUAGACGGUCAGGAUGCGACUGCCACUCCUUGAUUCUAAACCAACACUCAACCGCACCACCAUUAAUAUGGCUUUCUGACUAGACAAGUGUCGUAAAGCUUCACGCCUUUACUAGUUAUUUCUAAACAUCAAGAGUGCAGUCUUCAUUUCACAAACCAAAUUCGAAUACGCGAUGAUGAAGAAAAUGAGAGUGCAGAGAAGUGGUUUUGUUUUCAGUUUGUUCGUUUGUUUGUUUAUUUGUGGUUCAGUUGUGACUGUGAGUGGUGCUGAUACCACAGCGGAGGAGUGUAACGAUGUGUUUCAGAAGAUGAUGAUAUGUCUGGAUUUUGCAAAAGGGAAGAGCCCAACACCGUCCAAGGAGUGUUGCACCUCCAUAAAAGAUAUAAAAGAUAGCAAACCCAAGUGUCUGUGUUAUGUCAUUCAACAAAGUGAAAGCGGAACUGACACGCUUAAGAGCUUGGGCGUGCAGGAGGCUAAGUUGCUUCAGCUUCCCACUGCUUGUCAAAUACAAAAUGCUAGCAUCAGUAACUGCCCCAAGCUUUUAGGUCUGUCUCCUAGCUCUCCAGAUGCUGCUAUCUUCACAAAUGCUUCCACAACAGCAACUCCCUCUACGACAACAGGGACAUCGUCGCCAGACAAAGCUGAUUCUACCUCAAAUGGACCCAAACAUGGGCCAUAUCUUGUUGGGCCAACCUUGGUGGUCGCUAUGGUCGUCUUUUCUCUUGUAUUAGCCACUGGGUCUGACUCUUUGUUUAAUAAAUAGGGUUAAAUAUUUGCCUCACGGGCCUGUCAAGACUCUUAGUGUGUUAUUUGCUUUCAUGUUUUCUUCACUCAGGACAUCAAGGUUUAAUGCUUUGCAUUCGUCUUUAUAGACUUUUAAAAGA
Molecule: messenger RNA, 990 nt
Organism: Pistacia vera
Lineage: Eukaryota; Viridiplantae; Streptophyta; Magnoliopsida; Sapindales; Anacardiaceae
Product: non-specific lipid transfer protein GPI-anchored 1
Exons: 2
Coding region: 279-869 (196 amino acids)
Source: RefSeq, a predicted model, not a curated record